Molecule: messenger RNA, 770 nt
Organism: Onychostoma macrolepis
Lineage: Eukaryota; Metazoa; Chordata; Actinopteri; Cypriniformes; Cyprinidae
Exons: 3
Coding region: 45-770 (241 amino acids)
Source: RefSeq, a predicted model, not a curated record
UAUAUGUAGAUUUCCCACAGCACAAUCACUAACAUUUUUUGAGGAUGGAGGACUUCCACAACCCUGAACUGCAGCAACAUGCUUGUGGAAGAGCAAUUGGAAGACGUGUAAGAACACGUGGUGGUGGUGGUGUUAGAGGAAGACAUAAUGGUGGAAGAGGUGGAAAGAGAAGAGUCAGAGUCUCUGAUGAAAUCAGAGCCACACUUGUGGAUCAUGUCAUAAAUCGUGGUUUUACAAUGGAAGAGGCUGGUCGAAGAGUACAGCCUAAUGUAAACAGGUCCACAGUGUCAUCAAUUGUGCAAACCUUUCGUAGGGAAAACAGAACCGCACAACAACCUCGCACUGGUGGCAGAGCAGCAGUAUUUAACCAUCAGCAAGAACAAGAAAUUUGCAACAUGAUCAUAGCCAACAAUUCCAUCAGGCUAAGAGAGAUCCAAAGUGCAAUCAUAAAUGACAAUAAUGUCUUCGCAAAUAUAAAUUCUGUCAGCAUUUCCACCAUAGACAGAGUUUUGAAAAGACAUCAAAUGACUAUGAAACAACUCUACAAGGUGCCAUUUGAGAGGAAUAGUGAAAGAGUGAAGGAGCUGCGGUACCAGUAUGUCCAGUACUCCUUUAAGGCCAGCAUAGACUGUUCUUGCUUCAACGCUGGCCUGAAGUGGCUGUGGUUGGAGGACACAGAGGGACAGGAAGCGCAGGGUGAGAAGAGAGGAGCAGAGGCUUGGCUUAAAGGAGGGAUGGAGGCAGAGAUGGAGAGGCUCACUACUAUGUGA